GCCCCGCCCACUGCUGACGCUCGCGCGCCGCCUGGGAGGCCUGCUGGUUAGUGGUUCUGAGGCCCGGUAGCGGCGUCCGGGUCCGCAGGUUGCGGGUUCGAGUCCUCGAGGCCCCGCCGCAGCCCCGGUGUCCGUCCCCGACGCGCGGGAGAGACCGUUGCGGGCGGCGCGACCGCGGCGUUCGCGGCGAAUCUGCCGCUGCGAAUCGGAGGGCUUGGCGGCGGCGGCGGCGGCCUCGCGAGAGUCGGGCGGGCCGACGCGCGGGCGGGCGGACCGGGGCCGGGGCCGGGGCCUGGGCCGGGAGCGGGCGACGAGCCCGCGCGAGAGCCGCCGGCAUGACGGGCCGCGUGUGCCGCGGCUGCGGCGGCACGGACAUCGAGCUUGACGCGGCGCGCGGCGACGCCGUGUGCACCGGCUGCGGCUCGGUGCUCGAGGACAACAUCAUCGUGUCCGAGGUGCAGUUCGUGGAGAACAGCGGCGGCGGCUCGUCGGCCGUGGGCCAGUUCGUGUCUCUGGACGGUGCCGGCAAAACCCCAACCCUGGGCGGCGGCUUCCACGUGAACCUGGGGAAGGAGUCGAGAGCACAGACCCUGCAGAACGGGAGGCGUCAGAUCCAUCACCUGGGGAACCAGCUGCAGCUGAACCAGCACUGCCUGGACACAGCCUUCAACUUCUUCAAGAUGGCCGUGAGCAAGCACCUGACCCGCGGCCGGAAAAUGGCCCACGUGAUCGCGGCCUGCCUCUACCUGGUGUGCCGGACGGAAGGCACCCCGCACAUGCUCCUCGACCUCAGUGAUCUGCUCCAGGUGAACGUUUACGUGCUGGGGAAGACCUUCCUCCUCCUGGCGAGAGAGCUCUGCAUCAACGCGCCAGCAAUAGACCCGUGCCUGUACAUCCCACGCUUUGCCCACCUGCUGGAGUUUGGGGAGAAGAACCACGAGGUGUCCAUGACGGCCCUGAGGCUCCUGCAGAGGAUGAAGAGGGACUGGAUGCACACUGGCCGGCGCCCCUCGGGCCUCUGUGGAGCAGCGCUUCUGGUUGCAGCCAGGAUGCACGAUUUCCGGAGAACCGUCAAAGAGGUCAUCGGCGUGGUCAAGGUGUGCGAGUCCACGUUGCGGAAGAGGCUGACGGAGUUCGAAGACACGCCCACCAGCCAGCUGACCGUGGACGAGUUCAUGAAGAUCGAUCUGGAGGAGGAGUGUGACCCCCCUUCAUACACAGCUGGGCAGCGGAAGCUGCGCCUGAAGCAGGUUCUGGAUGCUUUGUUUCAGCUUGAACAAGUUCUGUCCAAAAAACUGGAGGAAGUUGAAGGUGAGAUAUCCACCUACCAGGACGCGAUUGAGAACGAGCUGGAGAGCAGCCGGCCCAAGGCAAAGGGGGCCCUCGCCAACCUGACCAGAGACGGCUCCGUGGAGGACACCACGUCCAGUGUAUUUGGGGAAGACGAUGCCGAGGACGAGGAGUUGGAAGCCGCUGCCAGCCACCUGAACAAGGACUUUUACCAGGAGAUCCUUGGUAGCGGCUUGUCCAGCAGUUCCGACGGGGCCGGAGACCCCGAGGGGGGCGCCAGGCCCCCUGCCCUGGAGUCCCUGCUUGGCCCCCUGCCCACCGCGGCCAGCCUGGGCAUCUCAGACUCCAUCCGAGAGUGCAUCUCCUCCCAGAGCCAGGACCCCACGGACGCGUGUGGGGACGGCGAGCUGGACCUCAGUGGCAUCGACGACCUGGAGAUCGACAGGUACAUCCUGAACGAGGCGGAAGCCCGCGUGAAGGCCGAGCUGUGGAUGCGGGAGAACGCGGAGUACCUGCGGGAGCAGAGGGAGAAAGAAGCAAGAAUAGCAAAGGAGAAGGAGCUUGGCAUCUACAAGGAGCACAAGCCCAAGAAGUCCUGCAAACGCCGGGAGCCGAUCCAGGCCAGCACGGCCGGGGAGGCCAUCGAGAAGAUGCUGGAGCAGAAGAAAAUCUCCAGCAAGAUCAACUACAGCGUGCUGCGGGACCUCAACAGCAAGGGCGGGGGCGGUCUGCAGGAGGAGGACGCACAGCCCGAGGGGCGGGCCGCCACCCGGAAGCUGUCUCGGAGGAAAACGCCCGCCAGGAGGCACAGGGCCGACCCCCUGACCAGCGUGGGGAAGAGGUUGAGGCCAAUGGUGUCUGCGCAGCCGGCCAAGAAGGCGGCCGCAAGAGAGCCCUUGCCCCUGAGCCCGUCCACCCUGGGAGCCGAGCCCGCCAAGCCCACGGCGGUGCUGGUGGAGAGCGGGCCCGUGUCGUACCACCCCGAGGACGACCCCGAUGAGGACGACCCCGACGAGGACGACGGGGAGCCCUGUGUCAGCGCCCUGCAGAUGAUGGGCAGUGGCGAUUAUGGUUGUGACGGCGAGGAGGACGACGGGUACUGAGCCGUGGCCCUGCAGCCGUGGCGUCUGGCAGUGGGGGCCUCGGUGGGCCCGCCUGCCCCGCAGCCCUCACCGCAGGCACUCAGCACCUCCGUGGCACUGGCUGCCAGGACCACGUCGGGAGCGUCGUCGGGAGCGUUUCUGCCCAGCAGGGGACUGGACCGCUGCCUGUGCGUCUGGUCCGAUGUGUCUUGUCCCGUGGAAGGAAACUGAGGCGCGAGAAGGCCCGCUUUUCGGAGCGAGUGGAGGGCUCCUUGUGGAGCCGGGUGCCUUGGCCCCCACCCCUCCCCGGGGCUGAGAAGCACUGCACCAGCCCCACCCCUGCGGGGCCAGGGCCACUCUGUGCCUGUGGCUGUGUCUUCAGCCAGACCUCGGACUCUGGCCCGCUCCUGGCCCACGACAGGACAGUUGGCUCCAUGGCCCCUGGGUGCACAGCUGCCCUGGGCAGUGCCCGCACAGUCUCUGGUGGCUGCCCAGGGUGUUGGGCUGGCCCUGCUGCAUGGAGCCAGACCCAGGAGCUGGAACUGGAACCGGGAGCCGGCGCUGGAGCCAGGAGCCGGAGCCGGAACCGGAACCGGGAGCCAGAGCCGGAACCGGGAACUGGGAGCCGGAGCCGGGAGCCGGAGCCCAAGCUGGAACCAGGAGCCAGAACCGGAACCAAGAGCCAGAGCCAGAGCUGGAACUGGAGCCAGAGCCGUAGGUGCUCCUUGCUUGACCUGGGAUCUGGCUCAGUGGCCACAGAGGAAUGACAGGCAGAGGGUCUUCAAGCCUGGCCACUCUGCUCUGGAUGGUUCCUGCUGCCCUUGACCACCCCUAAGGACCAGGCCUCGUCGUUGGAAGGCCCAGCGACCACUUUCAGGGUCUCCACUUGGGCGUUGCUGCUCUGGACAUGGCCACGGAGGCAGGGCAGAUGUUUUUGCUGCUCGAGGCCCCAGACCUGGCCACCCUGCCCCCCCCCCCCCCCCGCCCCCGACAGUGGCAGAGUGGGGCCACACUGCCUUCCCAGGGGCCAGCCCUCAGUCUCCAGGGCUGGGCCAGACCCCUCCUGAACGCAGCAGUCUGUAGGUAGGGAACUUUGAGGUCUUGACUGCACGUGUCUGUACCCUGCAGCCAGCCUGGACCCCGGGGCUCCUUAAAAGCCAGAGAGGAGAGUGAGUUUAGCGAAACAGAAAGAUCCGUUACUUAAGCAGAAAUUGGCUGAGGCUAUGGUCUGUGCCUUCACAUCUGGGGCUGUGGCCUGCCUUGGAGGAGUGAGGCCACGGCCAGUGGGGGUGGGAGGAGCAUACAGUGUGCAGGCUGGACUCACGCCUGACCCUGUCGUCAGAUGCACUAUGGGGACGUGGUUCGGGUUCAUUGGCAAUCCCCUUGUGCCCAGCCCCGUAGGAAGUCCCAGAGUCUGCUCCUGGCCCCGGUCUCUCGUGGAGCCACAGGGCAGGGAGAGCUUGGCUGCAGCGGCUCUUAGAGCAGCCCCAGGCUCUGGCUUCCUGGCAGGGCCGGCGGGGUGGGGGGGUUCACCGAGCCACUCGGGGAGCAGAAGGUGGGCUGAGCCUGGCCAUGGAUGACUGGCUCUGGGGACUUCCAGGUGGAGGUGUGGCUGUGGCCACGGAGGUGACAGAACCAUCCUCUGGCAGACGGGGCUGCCUCCCCAGCAGGGCGAGCAAGGCAGGCUUCGGGACGGGGCUCUGGCAGGACACAUCCCUAAGGGGCUGGACAGAGGAGGUUCCCACGGAGGAAGAGUCCUCUGUCCCAGUGGGGAUGGGGUUUCUGUGGGGGUGUGCAGAGGGCUGGGGUCCUCGGAGAGGAUGUGGUGAGGAGAACAGUGAGGCCCGGGCCGUGACCGAGGUGCCAUGACCUGGGGCUGGCAGCCAGCAGCCCUGUGCUCUGUGUCCAGGUCGCCACUGCCACCGGCGUGGGCUUGCAGGGGACACACAGGCCCGUGUGCCCCUCUGCCCCAUACCUUGGCGCCCCUCGUCCAACACUGAGGAUGCCCUACGUCUGGUCACCGGGUGUGGCUCUCUUCAGGGGGCCGUGAGGGGGCUGUCCCUGGCAGGUGCGGGCUGCAGCUAAUGGGACAGGGCACCAACAUCACCUUGCCUGCCCCCCCAACCUGGGUCCCUGCGGGCUGGGCCGCAGGAAUCUGCACCCAGAAAGCUUGGGAGGCCUAGGUGCCCCGGCCAGGGAGGGGCAGGGACCUCACUCCGUCUGAGGGUCAGGGUCACUGAGGUGCUGAGAGCCAGUGGGCGGUCAGACCCAGGCUGGGAUCAAGCCCCAAGGGGGUGUGUCUGGCAGUGGGCCUGCCUGGGGUGCCACCCCUGCCCCCUGCACUACAGACAGGUAGGUGCCGGUUCUGCCCUAAUCUUGGCCGAGACCAGAGAGGCACGGGAGCCUACGUCACUUCCCAGGUCACCCAGCGUGGAGGUGGCCUCCCUGGGACCCAUCCUGACGGCCGCCCCCUUCCCGGGUGCUGGGGCCUGGCCAUACCCGCUCUCGGAUGCCUGCCCCCGGGGCCUGGCCAGUGACAGCAGGCAUCCCGAGAAGAACGCAGGGCUCCCCGCUGGCUCCCUGCGGUGCCGGGGGUCCCUAGGGGGCAGGCGGGCCGCCGUGAGCAUGUGUGCACCCGUGGGCACACAGACGGGUUCUGGGCAGCCUGGCGGUGCGCGCUUGUCCUCUGACCCUGCAGAGCUGGGCGGCCUGCCGGUGGGGCCAGGGUCCUCGUGGGGCGCAGGAGGCAGCAAGCAGGCGUGUCUGGCAGGCUCCAGGUGGGAGCGCUGUGCCCGUUGGCUCCCGGCCCCCUGAGCCCAGCUCCCCCUGGCCAGCACGUGCAGCGCGGCCGGACGGGGCACCGCGCGCGAGCAUACGCACGGGUACAGGCCCGGCCCCACGCAGGCGGGCACGUGCACAUGCAGGUCUGUCGGGGGCCAGGCCAGGGCGGGCAGGCGGGCCCGAUGCUGGCUGAGGUCAGACGGCCGUGGGCCUGCUGCUCUCGCUGGUGCUUCCCACGGGGCACCUCCCCGGUCUCCAGGGAGGGCGGGGGACGGCCGAGACCUGGGUGUGUGGGGCACCUGCUUGUGCCCCGCCACACCCUGUGCUGUGUGACCUGGCGCCAGUCCGUCCCUGAGCGGGAGUCAGAACUACAGGGUACCUUCUAGAUGGCCGCAGGGAGGUGGGCGGGCCACAGCCCCUCCCAGGCAUGGGGGGACAGGUCUGUGACUCCCUUCCCCACCCGGGGCUCUCCGGCAGGGCGGCCUCUCGGGACUGCCAGCUAGAUCAUUCCCAGGCAUCCUGGGCAGACAGCGAGAGCCCCGAGGGCAGAGAGGCAGGCAAGGAGGGAGGUUGGCCUGAUGGGAGAGCCCUCUGCGUCUGUCUCUCAAGGGCUGUCCCCAGAGCAUGACAUCGGUGCAUUUCCUCCAAAACGCUGUGCUCAGCCCCACCCUCCCGCACCUGCCCUGCUGGCCACCGUCACCAGUGAUUUGGGGCUCACACCAGCCUGCGUGUCCUCAGGCCUCGUGUGCCCUAGGCUCACACACCCCGCCUCCCCGCUGCUCCCGCCGGGUGCCUCCUGCAGCCCCAAGUGGUUCUGGACUGGUCAGGCCCCUAAGUGGGCAGAAGUGCCGAUGGCCCGAGGGCAGCGUGGGUCUCUGGAGGAGGGGCUGGGCAGCCCCCAGGGUGUCCUGCUGGGUGCCGUCGCCCUCCGUCCCGCCCUCCCUGGACCGGGCCUGGAUGGCAGCAACCUCUGCCGCCUCCGCCCUCCAGCAUCCUGCCCUCCCACCCCUCUGUCCACCUCUGGGCGGCUGCAGCACCGAGCGGGGGGUGUCCCCCGUGGUGCCUUCCAGGCAGGGUCCGGGGCUGCUUCCUGGGGAGGGGCUGACCGGUGAGAGGCUGGGGGGGUGGGGGGAGAGGCUCUUGUCACUGGCCUGGGUCUGGGCUGCCUGCCCCUGCCCCCACCAGGCCGCAGGUGUUCCAGUGGGGCAAACUCAGGGACUUGAACUGCAGGCCACACACACAGCCACCAGGGAGAUGAGGUCCUUCGGGCUGACCGCGUCACUGUCCUCAGCCCUGCCCUGCUCCCUGGCCGCUCGCCCCCUCGGGCGCCCAGGCCCAGCCUUGCCUGGCUCCACAGGCAGGUUCAGCUGAGGCCCCCGCUCCCCCUGCAGCCCAGAAAUGCUACAUUCCCCGAAUAAUAAAGACUAGGAGACUUGAA
Messenger RNA from Leopardus geoffroyi (Geoffroy's cat), 6591 nucleotides. It is a transcript of the gene BRF1, whose product is annotated as BRF1 RNA polymerase III transcription initiation factor subunit. Gene Ontology annotation, cellular component: transcription preinitiation complex; transcription factor TFIIIB complex; nucleus. Gene Ontology annotation, biological process: DNA-templated transcription initiation; transcription by RNA polymerase III; transcription preinitiation complex assembly. The coding region runs from base 336 to 2393 and encodes 685 amino acids. NCBI's taxonomy places the organism in Eukaryota, Metazoa, Chordata, Mammalia, Carnivora, Felidae. The record is from RefSeq and is a predicted model, not a curated record. The transcript has 18 exons. Gene Ontology annotation, molecular function: TBP-class protein binding; RNA polymerase III general transcription initiation factor activity; RNA polymerase III type 3 promoter sequence-specific DNA binding.